AUGACCUACGAUAAACAAAACAAUGGCCAUCUCGCCAAACCGUUCACUCCGACUUUGAGUGCUGCGUUUCACCGAAGUCAAAAAGCUCCUUUGACCCCGAAGCUCGCAAGUCCUAGUCCAAGUGCAGGGCUAACUCCCCGCCGCCUCGCCCCCGAUCACCCAUAUUCCACCCCCUCCAAAGAAGACUCCCCCGCCGUUCAUCCGAACUUCCUCAGUGCCAAUGUCACCCCACGAUCUGGCCCACGAACCACCCGCAGAGAUGGCGCUUUCGCAUCCCCGACAAAUACACCACCUGCACCCUCGCCGCAGGGAUCUUACUCAAAAUCCACGGUCGGUUAUGGCCGCAGGGACCGCAGCCCGGCUCGCGGGGUGAAACCGGAGCAGCCAAGGAGUUUGAGGGCAAAGACUCUCACGACGGAUACACAACCCAUCACACGCCCAAACUCGUUCUCCGAACUAGCUUCGGGGGCCCCGCUGUUCUUCCAUGCGUCUGACGCGCGAUCAUCCCACCCCUCGGAGGUGUCCACUGCCCCUCGUCCACGGCCUCAGGGGCAGCAGACAUCUCCGGCGUCGAGCUUCGUGUAUGCGAAUGGGGACCAAGAACGGAAAUCUUUGGGUGAUCAAUCCAGCACGUUAUCCACUGCAUCAAAGCGCCGUUCUGGGGGUAUAAUUGCUCCUCGCCCUAUGCCCGCGAGUAAACCGGUAUCCUCGCCAUCCCCGCGCCUGAAUUCUCCCCGGCUUUCCGAUGCGGCCUCACCCCCGAUGGAGGAUGCGAGGUUGCCGUUCCUUGGUGGCCUGGAUCACGGCUUGGGUAUAGUCCCCCAUCUUGGGACACCGUCGAGCAUGAUCUCCGACAAACAACCACCACAAAUUCGUCACCAAAAAGCCUCGAGUGUUGACUCAAAUGCACCCUUUAGUCCGUUGCACGAAACCCUACGCGCGAGUCCGAUUAUUGCAUCUGGAAAUACCUCCCAUGAUGGGCCAGUGCCCGUGAUGUCCGAGAACAUACCGCCUCUUCGUCCUCGUAUCUUCAGCAGUGGGUCCUCCGCCUCGACCGAUACGUAUCCUCCCGCGCCUCUCAGCCCAGGCAAGUCCGAUGGUCCUAGCGACGCAGCUCUCAACGCGCGAACCGAACGCAAGAUCAUGGAUUUGGAAAUUAGCAACUCCUCAUUGCUGGCCAUCAACCGGACACUCGAGCGGGAGAUGCGACAGCAGAAAGCCGAACUACGACGAUUCAGACGACUGAGUCGGUCUGGGCGUAUCUCAAUGGCACCUUCGACUCGUUCAUUCUCCGGGGUGGCUCUCUCGGCCACCAGUGAGAUGGAGGAAGGCGAAAGCGAGUACUCCAUUCAGUCGCCCGAGGAUAAUUCUGAAAUAAGUGAUGAAGACUCGAUUGUUGACGAAGGCGUUUUAAGUCCGGGCUCGCUGGCAGAGCAUGAUGCUAAGCACCGCGCUCACGAUGAAAAGCGGGUUAUGCUUGACCUAGCAAAACAUCAAGAAGUGCUCGUGGACAGCCAGAAGAUGAACCAAAGUCUCAAGCGCUGUUUAAAUUGGACCGAAGAACUUAUUAAAGAAGGUCAGCGGGCACUCGAAUACAACGUCCAUGUCCAAGACAUUGAAUUGGGCGGCCGUGUCCUCUCGCCAGAAGAAUUAGGCGAAAUUGGUGACGUUGGCCGUGGACUGCUCAGUCCCUCAUCAGAGUACAGAGAAAUGUUCUCACCUAUGGAUUCUUCUGCCGAAGUAUCCUUCGUCCUCUCCCCAUCUAUUGAUCCACCAUCUACUGCGCCAUCUGUUGCUGCUGAUCCGAGUACAUGA
This is a messenger RNA of Penicillium olsonii, 1815 nucleotides long. NCBI's taxonomy places the organism in Eukaryota, Fungi, Ascomycota, Eurotiomycetes, Eurotiales, Aspergillaceae. The record is from the annotation of a GenBank genome assembly.